UUAACAUCAAGAUGUUGAUGUGCGAAAUGAGCAGUCAAAAAAGAAAUGAAAGCUUGAGUUUAGUCAAUGAUAGCGACUUUAUCUACCAAGAAAUACCAGGAGUUCUUGAUUACAGAGACAAGAAAUGUGGAAGUCUACCAUGUAACCAAAAUUCCAAAUGUGUGCGAAGAACCUCCAGUCAAUAUAUCUGUAUCGCCAUAGAAGAACCUAAAAGCUGCAUGGAUAUUUUGAGACGGUUCCCUGAUAGAAAAGGACAAGAUGACAUAUACACUAUAGUCGCUGGUGCUGAGAAGAAAUCUGUGUUAUGUGACAUGAGUACGGAUCAGGGAGGGUGGACGGUCAUUCACCGACGACAAAAUAUGUCUAUUGAUUUUUUCCGGAAGUGGAAUGAGUACAGAGUGGGAUUUGGUGUGGCCUCCUCCAACUACUGGAUAGGUAAUGAUGCAAUCAAUGCUUUGACAACGCAUAAAGACCAGGAACUUCGGGUUGACCUUGAGAGUUUUGAAGGUGACAAAGCUUACGCCCUUUAUUCCACGUUUUAUGUCGAGGAUGUUAACAGCAAUUACAGAUUGCACGUGUCGGGGUUUUCAGGGACGGCAGGUGACAGCUUGGCUCCUCACAAUGGUAUGGAAUUUUCUACUUACGAUAAUGAUAAUGACAACAGAACGAAUGAAAACUGUGCACUUUCAUGGAUGGGGGCCUGGUGGUACAAUGGCUGCCAUCUCUCCAACCUGAACGGGAUGUACGUAACAGCUCCUGUAGACUAUGCCGGAUACAUGUCGUGGUAUUCAUGGAAACAGAAAUACGUAGCUUUAAAGCGGGCGUUGAUGAUGAUCAGAGCUAAAGUUUGAACUAAACGUCAAACUCUCUCAGUGAUACAGUCUAACUAUGAAUGUCUCGAUCAUCUAAAAUCAUCUAUAUGUCGUAUUUAGCGGUUUGUACCUCUAUAUUCCGCAUUAAGCGGUGUGUACCUCUAUAUGCCGUAUUAAGUAGUGUGUUCCUCUACAUUCCACAAUAAGCGGUUUGUAUCUCUAUAUGCUGUAAUAAGCAGAUUGUACCUCUGUAUGUCGUAUUAAGCUUUAUGUACCUCUAAAUUCCGUAUUGAACGGCAUUCGAUGUUGAAAACUAAACAAGAGUUGUCUAAAAGAUGUAGAAUAGUGAUUCCUGCUCUAUUGGAAUCAAGAAGAUACUGGUCUAGGUUAUUUGUCAGUUUUACUGCAUUUUUAUAAAAGUAAACGUCGAUGUUGGA
Messenger RNA from Ostrea edulis (European flat oyster), 1249 nucleotides. Its product is annotated as ficolin-2-like. NCBI's taxonomy places the organism in Eukaryota, Metazoa, Mollusca, Bivalvia, Ostreida, Ostreidae. The record is from RefSeq and is a predicted model, not a curated record. The transcript is spliced from 6 exons. Bases 12 to 851 code for a protein of 279 amino acids.